GUGGGGGCGGGGGUGCGACGUUGCUAGGCGACGUGCUUGUGUGACCCCAGCCUCGCGAGGGCGGCUCGGUGUCAUCGCCACUGGCCUCGAGAACCUGCCGAGGGAAAGCGGCCUGAGGGCCAGGAAGCGGAGGCCUGUUGUGGCGACGCUGAGAUGCCGGUUGGGUCCAUCCGAGACUCUCCUGAGUCCUUUGGAUCCCUGAAUAUAGAUGGGAGGAUGACAACAGCAACACGACAAGAAGUUCUUGGCCUCUACCGCAGAAUUUUCAGGCUUGCGAGGAAAUGGCAGGCGGCAUCAGGGCAGAUGGAAGACACCAUUAAAGAAAAACAGUACAUAUUAAAUGAAGCCAGAACACUGUUCCAGAAAAACAAAAAUGUCUCAGUCCAGCCACUCACAGACACAGACCAGAUUAAACAGUGCAUAGACGAAUGCACAGCCAGGAUUGAAAUUGGACUGCAUUACCAGAUUCCUUAUCCAAGGCCAAUUCAUCUGCCUCCAAUGGGCCUUACCCCACUACGAGGCCGGGGACUUCGAAGCCAGGAAAAACUGAGGAAACUUUCCAAACCAGUAUAUCUCAAGUCUCAUGAUGAGAUUUCUUAACCCUGAAGAAAAUUUAUUUCUCAGAAAGAUGAGCCAACUAGGUCUUGAAUGUAAACCAGAUGACAAAACCCUUCUGUUUGAUUAGGGGCAAAAAUUAAAGUAUCUUCUUAAAAACCUCCAAAA
Mustela erminea (ermine) is the source of this 723-nucleotide messenger RNA. RefSeq names its product LYR motif containing 1 (gene LYRM1). The record is from RefSeq and is a predicted model, not a curated record. Gene Ontology annotation, cellular component: mitochondrion. Bases 154 to 600 code for a protein of 148 amino acids. The transcript has 5 exons. Lineage: Eukaryota; Metazoa; Chordata; Mammalia; Carnivora; Mustelidae.